Molecule: messenger RNA, 936 nt
Organism: Lachancea fermentati
Lineage: Eukaryota; Fungi; Ascomycota; Saccharomycetes; Saccharomycetales; Saccharomycetaceae
Source: the annotation of a GenBank genome assembly
AUGGAUAAGAAAACAAGCGAGUCGAUCAAAAGAAUCUCGCAGCAUCUUCUCAAGAAACCCAACGGUAAGGUUAUAUUUCUAGUAGGUGCAGGUAUUUCAACUUCAUGUGGUAUUCCUGACUUUCGAACACCUGGCACCGGACUCUAUGAUAAUUUGGCAAAACUAAAUUUGCCUUUUGCAGAAGCAGUUUUUGACAUAGACUACUUUUCAGAAAAUCCCAAGCCAUUUUAUACCUUGGCCAAGGAGUUAUAUCCAGGAAAUUUUGAGCCGUCGAAGUUUCACUAUCUGUUGCGUUUAUUUCAAGAUAAGGACAGGCUCCAGAGAGUUUAUACACAAAACAUUGACACUCUGGAGAGAAGCGCUGGGAUUAAAGAUGAAUAUAUUAUUGAAGCUCAUGGUUCCUUUGCUAAAAAUCAUUGUAUUGAAUGCAAAAAAGAGUACCCAUUGAAGGUGUUCAAAGAUAAAAUGCUAGAGGGCAAAGAGUAUGCUAGAUGCAAGUGCAAAGGUUUGAUAAAACCAAAUAUCGUCUUCUUCGGUGAAAAUCUGCCUCCAAAGUUUUUCAACAGUUGGGAAGAUGACCUGGAUGACAUGAACGAAGAUCAUCUCGUAGUAGUUGCUGGGACAUCAUUAGCAGUAUACCCUUUUGCAUCGCUACCUAUAGAGGUUCCGUCUUCAGUUCGAAGGGCUUUGAUAAAUCUGGAAGUGGUGGGCGAUUUCAAAAUCAACCCUCGAAAGUCCGACGUAGUCCUUGAAUGCGCCAUAGAUGAAGCGGCAGAACAACUUGCUCGUGAACUUGGCUGGAAUGAGGAGCUCGAGAAGUUGAUCAUGGACAACCACAAGCAAAUCGAAGUUGGAGAAAAAAAUGGCAAAUUGGUCGAUGUAUUAGAAAGCUCAAUUGAAGACAUGACGAAGAAACUGGAAAAUCUUGAUGUAUAA